Molecule: messenger RNA, 1818 nt
Organism: Morchella importuna
Lineage: Eukaryota; Fungi; Ascomycota; Pezizomycetes; Pezizales; Morchellaceae
Exons: 3
Coding region: 1-1818 (605 amino acids)
Source: RefSeq, a predicted model, not a curated record
AUGGCCAGCACAGAACUAGAAACAGAGACCGAGACCGCCACAGCAACAACCACAACCACCUACACAGCACUCCCACCGCCCCCCUCCCGCACCCGCACCCGCACCCGCCAGCCCUCCCUACACGACCUCAUGAGCGACGCCGAUGCCACCCCGCGAGCCUCACCCACCGAGCGCCGCAAGUCCGACUUUGAGAUCUACCGCGAUGGCCACAAGGGGGCAGCUGCAGCUACGAGUGCAGCAAGGACAUCCCCGGGCACACAGCUGCACCGCGAGCGGCGCAUGCGCGAGAAGGAGCUGCGCGCGCUGGAAGACGAUGUGAUUGAGGAGGUGACGGAGGAGACGGAUGAUGAGGAGGUGACGGAUGAGGAGGAGGACGCACCCCACCACCACCCCCGCCAGCCCACAAAGACCAAACCCUCCGCAACCAGCAUCCUCUCCCACGGCCGCCCCUCCCCCGACCUGACGCCCCUGCCUGCCCCGCCGCUGUCCCGCCUCCAUAAAAGGUUCGCCACAGGCACCACGCCGUCGCCUGCUACUGCUCCCCCGCGCCGCCGCACCAGCAAGCUCUCGCCCACACCUGUACUCGCGCCUGCGCCGGCGGACCCGGACGUGUCGCCGCUGGAACACAUGCGGCACCUGCGCGCGCAAUUCGAGGCACUACGGCCGCGGUCACAGUCGCCCUCGCAGUCGCCCUCGCCCUCCCCCUCCCCCACCUCCACGCCCACGCCUCCGCCCGCCGCCAACCCCACCUCCAAACCAAAACGCCGCACCCGCACCUCCCCCAGCAGUAGCAAACCCACGACCACCGCCGACCUCCUCGCGCACUACACCUUCACCCUCUCGCACCUCCCCGCACUCACACACCACUCCCGCACCGCAACACUAACACUCACACCCACGACCCCGUCCUCACCGGGACACCUCACACUAAACCUGCGCCCGACCACCACGCUGCGCGGCGGCUCCCACACAACAUACACCAUCCCCCCGCACGGCCUGCCCAUCACCGUCACCACCGCCUCCCCCUCCCCCACCUCCGCGCCCAUAACAGCCGCAUACGCCCUCGCCGAGCUACCACUAAAACACCUCCCCGCGCUGCGCUACGCCAAGAGCUUCGUAAGCGUUGUCCAGCGCGCCACGGUCGUCGGCCGCGUCGAGGUGCGUGAGCGCUGCGGCGGCGGGAGGGUAUGGACCGGGCGGCGGUGGGCGGACGGGCGCUUCGAGGCUGUCCGCGGCGGCGGCGGCGGCGGGGAGGGUGAGGAGGUGGUGGUACGGAUUGAGGGCGUGCGCGGCGAGGAGGUGGGGGUCUGGGUGGGCGGGCGGCGGGUGAAGGAUGUGGGGAGCGUGCGCUGGGAGAAGGUUGUUGACCGCGCGCAGCGCAUGUGGAGUGCGUGUUGGAGGGUGCUGGAGGAGGAGGGCGGCGGCGGCGUGGGGGUGCUGGAGGAGGCGUCUACGUCUGCUGCUACUGCUACGCCGCCCCCGCCGCCGGUGAAGGCCCGCUCACAACAACCCCCAGCGCCCCCAGCAGCGGCAGCAGCGCACAGUAAACACAUCCCCUUCCCCAUCGACGCGUCCACGACGUUCGUGCCCACCAUUGGCUGGUGCCGGCGCGACGCGCACACGGGCUGGUGGAGCAUGCUCUUUGUCGACGGCGUAAGGCUGGAGAUUGAUCCUGUGAGUGGUGACGCUGUGUGGACUGAUAAGCUCUCUGGGGAUGGUGGUGGGGGUGGUGAGGGGGAGAGGAGGGUGUUGAAGGGUGGCAUGGGCAUGAGGGAGGUGCGGGAGAGGGUUGGGAGGUUUGUUGAGAGGGGGUUGUAG